AUGCAGUUCAAAGCCAUCAUCGUAGCCCUCGUCGCUGCCUCGAACGCCGUCAAUGCCGUGAGCAUCCCCAACGGCGUCCUCGUGCAAGCCAGAGCCGUCGGCGACGCCUGGCUCUCUGCUCGGGCGACCGCUGCCAAGCCUCAGAACAACAACACCAAGGCCGACUGCGACGCGGCCAAGAGGCUGCAGGAGGGCAUCGAAAAGAACAUCCAGGAUCAGGACGGCGAGCUCUCGUCGGCCAAAACCCUUUUGCAGAUCUUGGCCAAGACACCGGUCGACCAGGCCCAGUUCAAAAAGGAAAAGAGUGUGCUCCUGGGCCACGUCUACGACGGCAUCACCCAGCGCGAGGCGAACCAAAAGAUUGCUCCCAAGGGUAACGCUGCUAUUGCUGGGCUUGCAAAGGUCGCCGAUGCGCAAAAGACGGAGCUUUCGCAGGCUCUAACCCUCUGCGGCAACGCGACGGAUACCGCGACGCUGAACACGAUGGUUACGGAGUUUCAGAAUGGAAUCAAGCAGAAUCAACAAAACGCGAAAGACGACCUCAACCAACUUUUUAACUUCAUUUUCUUUUUUUACUUAGCUGCAAUUGCUAGGCUUGACAUACGCCAACGAUCCAGAAGCGCUAGAGACCGUGCUCCUGCCCUUGUACGAGCCGAGCAGCUGGCAGGAGGGCGUGGGGCCUGUCGUGGACAAGCUUGCGGCGACGCACUUGUCGUUCUUGGAGCACGCGAUGAUGCAGCCGUCGAGGGUCGUGGCCUUGUCGGAGCCGAUGACGUCGCCCGUCGCCGGCUUGCCCGUGCAGUCGAUGAAGAACUUCUUGUUGUUCUGCACGUAGCACUUGUUGUUGUCGGCGACGCAGGUCGCCGACCUGGUGACGGUGCCGCUGCAUGCGGGUCCCGGGCAGGUGGUGCAUGUGCCGAACCCGGUCUGGCAUCCAAAGCUGCAGAAGGAGUCGCUCGUGCCGCAGGAGCCGUUCUGGGAGCUGUGUUGUCGGUGCUGAUCUUGACGGUCGAUGAAGGAGCUGCCGAGGAGGUGGUCGAAGUCGUCUUGGUAGUGCUCGUGGUCUUGGAGGUAGAAGUGGACGAAGUAGAAGUCUUGGACGUGCUAGUAGCCGAGGUGGACGUGGAAGUCCUGGAAGUAGAGCUGCUGGUGCUGGUGCUGCUUCUGGUGCUUGAGCUGGAAGAAGUGCUGGUGCUUGAGCUGCUGCUGGAGGAGCUGGUAGGGGUGAUGGUGCUGGUGCUCAAUGUAGUUUGUUGCGCCACUACGGUGGAAACGGACGACGAGCUUGAAGAAGACGAUGAGGUCGACGAAGAAGACGAGGUCAAAGAAGAAGACGUCGAUGAAGAUGAAGACGAAGUAGAAGAGGUAGCCGAAUCAGACGUCAAAGUCGAGCUUACAACCGUGGUGGAAUCAACAGUCGAGCUCAAAGCCGUGGUGGGAUCGGCAGUCGAGCUCAUAACUGUGGUGGAAUCAGCAGUGGAGCUCACAACCGUGGUAGCAUCAGAAGUCGACACAGCAGUGGAGCUCACAACCGUGGUAGCAUCAGAAGUCGACACAGCAGUCGAGCUCACAGCCGUGGUAGCAUCAACCGAGGCAGAACCCGAAGUCGCCUGA
Messenger RNA from Pyricularia grisea, 1614 nucleotides. RefSeq lists its product as uncharacterized. NCBI's taxonomy places the organism in Eukaryota, Fungi, Ascomycota, Sordariomycetes, Magnaporthales, Pyriculariaceae. Bases 1 to 1614 code for a protein of 537 amino acids. The transcript is spliced from 4 exons. The record is from RefSeq and is a predicted model, not a curated record.